Culex pipiens pallens (northern house mosquito) is the source of this 1213-nucleotide messenger RNA. Its product is annotated as speckle-type POZ protein-like. The transcript has 2 exons. The coding region runs from base 43 to 1119 and encodes 358 amino acids. Gene Ontology annotation, biological process: proteasome-mediated ubiquitin-dependent protein catabolic process; regulation of proteolysis. The record is from RefSeq and is a predicted model, not a curated record. NCBI's taxonomy places the organism in Eukaryota, Metazoa, Arthropoda, Insecta, Diptera, Culicidae. Gene Ontology annotation, molecular function: ubiquitin protein ligase binding. Gene Ontology annotation, cellular component: cytoplasm.
UUUUUCAGUAGUUGCAAUCGUUAGGAUCAAUCAACUUUCGCCAUGUCUGCACUGUGUCCCAACCGUUCCAACCAAGAAACCGUCCAACGGGACCACUACGUUACCACAAUAAAGGGUCAGAAGUACGAGCUCACGUGGGCCAUCAACCGGUUCAGCGCAUGGUCGGCCCGAGCCGAGAGCCGCCAUUUCUUCGUUAAAUUUCCGAACAGUCCCGUAGCGAACAUUCGAUGGAUUUUGGUGUUUAAUCCCAAAUCGCGCACUGAUGAACGGUACUGCGCCGUUUUCCUGAGGCUGUUUUCCCCGGAGGAUUUGCAGAGGACAGUGCAAAUUACCUACGAUAUUGCGCUGCUGGAUUAUAAAAGUAACGUGUUCUAUAGAACAGGCAAGACAGCGUCCCCGAUUCCAGUGACGGUCAGGGGUGGUGCGGGCGGUAACGCAAUCAAACGCGAAACUUUGCUCGAGAAGCUAUCUCCUGGGGAUAAGCUGGUGAUCAAAUGCACGAUUGAAGCCCAUCCGGAGAUUGUGACUAGUGCUGUGAAGGAAUUUAAGACUUCUCUACCGGAAGCCUUGCCCAGCAGCUUUUCCAAGGAUUUGGAGUUGCUGAUCGGUGACGGAAAGUUUGGCGACCUCACGAUGAUGGUCGACGGGGAGGCGGUUCAAGCCCACAAGUGCAUCCUGACCGCGAGAAGUCCCGUGUUUGCUGCCAUGUUCGAGCAUGCCAUGCAGGAAUCGGUUGAAAACUGUGUCGUCAUCGAGGAUGUCGAACUGACGGUGUUCAAAGCCCUGCUGCGAUACAUCUACACCGACAAGGUGACCUGUUUGGACACAAUGGCUCAGGAGUUGUACGCGGCAGCCGACAAGUACGGCAUUUCGACGCUGAAAAGCCUGUGCCGCAACAGCAUCUUGGAGAAGCUCUGCCCGGAAAACGCUGCCGAUACGCUGAAGCUGGCCGAUCUGCACAGCGACCUCGAGAUGAAGCGAUACACGCUGGCGUUUGUCAGCGGAAGCGUGGCAAUCAAGGUCACGAAAACGGCCGGCUGGCAAGACAUGGCCAAGACACAUCCGCACCUGGUUGGCGAAGCGUUCGAGGCGCUCGCAGCGCGAAUUCCCUUUCGUUGAUGGAAUGUGAUUGUUAUCUGUUCGAGAUAACUGUUAAAACGAUUUUUACGUGCCUAUCCGUAUAACAAUAAAAUUGAUUUGUUUUAAAAACAUC